AUGGAGGUCACCGAAAGAGAUGAAGCUGGGCACGUCUUUCGAAUAAGAAUAAAACCUUCGACGAUUGGACAAGUGGUGUUCGACGCAAACAUAGAAGGCAACACUUCUCGAGCAUCGUUCCUAAGUUUCAUUACAAAGGUGUUCCUGCCAGCUGGUUAUCCACGUAGUGUUUCUCCCGACUACCUUCGCUAUCAAAUUUUGAACGCGGCUCAAGCUUUCUGCAGUUCAUUAGCGAGCUUGUUAUCAUCAAGAGCAACACUGGAAGGUUACGGAGUCGGAAAUGCAUCUGCAUCCUCCACGAACGCUCUACUGCUCACCGUCCUACAGGAUAUUUCCAACAGACUGACAACCAUCAUAGCAGCCUUCUUUUUCGGAUCUUCUUUGUUCCCUGAAGCCAAAACAUACCGUUUUCUUGCUGAUCUCCUCAACGAUGCUGCGAUCGUGAUCGACACGCUUUCACCCCUCCUCGCUUCUCUAUAUGAUGCACACGUUCCAACAUUUGUGGCAGUAAUACCAUUCCUUCCUCCUACAGUCCCUUUACGUGUAUACACACUCUGCUUCAGCGCCUCAAUGCGCGCUCUAUGCGGCAUUGCUGCCGGUGGUUCAAAAACGGCUAUUACGAUGCAUUUUGCAACUCCUUUAGAAGGCACUGGGGAUGUUGGGGAUCUGAAUGCCAAAGAUUCUAGUAAAGAGACGGUUCUUGCUCUGUUGGGUAUGCUGAUCGGAACCAUAACCGUGCCAUAUCUCACUACUCCCUGGUCGACAUAUACAGUCCUCUUCAUCAUGGUGUUUCUUCAUCUCCUCAUUAAUUAUAUUGGAGUUCGUGGCGUCAUCUUUAGAUCUCUAAACCGGCAACGUGCAUGCUUGGCCUGGAUGGCAUUCAAGUCCAAACCUGGCUUCAUUAAUACCCCCACCCACCUUGCAUCCUUAGAGCAUAUCCUUGCGCAUUCAAAUACCAUUCUAAGCCUUUCCUCUGGAACUGUCAUCGGACACUGCGAUAUGGGCUCGAGCCUUACGACCUGUAGCCUUGACCCUGACAUCAUGGAAAUCUUUCGGCAUAAACGCUAUGUUCUCUGCUUGGACAAAAAAAGCUCUUUGCAUCUUGGGACAAAACCCUCUUUCCAUAUCCUCCUAAAGCAUGGCUAUAAUUUGGCGGAUCAGUUACAUGCUUGGAUCCUUGCUUGCGAAAUAACCCGACUUUUUUCUUCUAUGAAGACAGGAAAAAUUGGGAUGAAAACCUUGAUACAAGAAGCUCUGACCACUUUCGAUGAGGAUUACACAUCCUUCUUAGAGGAUUUACAGAAGCACGGCUGGAUGACUGUAAAUGUGACAGCAGACGAAUCCAUUACCAAAGAGGACAGCGAAUAUCACCCACCUCCUCUUCUUCCUGGCUUACAAAUCAUAUCGUUCAGUUCCAGUGCUCCUAAAAGUGUGAUAAUUGGCAUUUCCAGUACCCUGCACAAGAAGGACCAGUAA
Messenger RNA from Lentinula edodes (shiitake mushroom), 1476 nucleotides. RefSeq names its product vitamin B6 photo-protection and homoeostasis-domain-containing protein. The transcript is spliced from 7 exons. NCBI's taxonomy places the organism in Eukaryota, Fungi, Basidiomycota, Agaricomycetes, Agaricales, Omphalotaceae. The coding region runs from base 1 to 1476 and encodes 491 amino acids. The record is from RefSeq and is a predicted model, not a curated record.